Acanthopagrus latus (yellowfin seabream) is the source of this 2561-nucleotide messenger RNA. RefSeq names its product matrilin 4 (gene matn4). The transcript has 19 exons. The record is from RefSeq and is a predicted model, not a curated record. The coding region runs from base 14 to 2488 and encodes 824 amino acids. Gene Ontology annotation, molecular function: calcium ion binding. NCBI's taxonomy places the organism in Eukaryota, Metazoa, Chordata, Actinopteri, Spariformes, Sparidae.
CGCUAUCAUCAGGAUGAAGAUGAGACAGCUCAGAGGCUUCAUUCUGUUGACCCUCGCCGUCCUCGCCGCCGCCAGACCGAAAGCAGGUCAGUGUAAAUGUAAGUCCGGUCCGGUGGAUCUGGUCUUCCUCAUCGACAGCUCCCGCAGCGUCAGGCCACAUGAGUUUGAGACCAUGAGGAAGUUCAUGAUCGACAUCCUGGCCACUCUGGACAUCGGACUGAACGCCACCAGAGUGGGAGUGGUUCAGUACUCCAGCCAGGUCCGCAGCGAGUUCUCUCUGAAGACUCACGCUAAGCUGGACACGAUGGUGAAAGGCAUCAAUGAGAUCAUUCCCCUCGCUCAGGGCACCAUGACCGGCCUCGCCAUCAAAUACGUGAUGAACAACGCCUUCACUGCCGAGGCUGGAGACAGACUGAAGGUUCCCAACGUGGUCGUGAUCGUGACAGACGGACGUCCUCAGGACCGCGUGGCGGAGGUGGCGGCUGAGGCCAGAGAGAAAGGCAUUGAGAUCUACGCUGUGGGUGUGGCCAGAGCCGACAUGACAUCACUGAGGGCCAUGGCGUCUCCGCCCUUCGAGGACCACGUCUUCCUGGUGGAGUCCUUCGAUCUCAUCCACCAGUUUGGACUGCAGUUCCAGGAUAAACUCUGUGGUAUGGAUCUGUGUCUGGAGUCGGACCACGGCUGUGAGCACAUCUGUGAGAGCUCCCCGGGCUCCUUCCACUGCCUCUGUCUGCCGGGAUACACUCUGAAUGAUGACGGGAAGACAUGUGCCGCCAUCGACCUGUGUGCGGAGGGGAAACACGACUGUGAACAGAUCUGCGUCAGCUCUCCAGGUUCCUUCACCUGCGACUGCAACAAGGGAUACAAACUGAACGACGACAAGAAGACCUGCUCCAUGAUCGACUACUGUUCGUUUGGGAACCACAGUUGUGAUCAUGAGUGUGUGAGUGUGCUCAACGGCUAUCACUGCCGCUGUAACGACGGCUACAGGCUGCUGGACGACGGCAAGACCUGCCAGGCCAUUGACCUGUGUGCUGAGGGGAAACACGACUGUGAACAAAUCUGCGUCAGUGCGCCGGGCGUCUUCACCUGCGACUGCAACCAAGGAUACACUCUGAACAAGGACGAGAAGACCUGCACACCCAUUGACCUGUGUGCUGAGGGGAAACACGACUGUGAACAAAUCUGCGUCAGUGCGCCAGGCGUCUUCACCUGCGACUGCAACCAAGGAUACACUCUGAACAAGGACGAGAAGACCUGCACACCCAUUGACCUGUGUGCUGAGGGGAAACACGACUGUGAACAAAUCUGCGUCAGUGCGCCGGGCGUCUUCACCUGCGACUGCAACCAAGGAUACACUCUGAACAAGGACGAGAAGACCUGCACACCCAUUGACCUGUGUGCUGAGGGGAAACACGACUGUGAACAAAUCUGCGUCAGUGCGCCGGGCGUCUUCACCUGCGACUGCAACCAAGGAUACACUCUGAACAAGGACGAGAAGACCUGCACACCCAUCGACCUGUGUGCCGAGGGGAAGCACGACUGUGAGCAGAUCUGCAUCAGCGCUCCUGGUGUCUUCACCUGCGACUGCAACAAAGGAUUCAAACUCAACAAGGACAAGAAGACCUGCACAAACAUGGACCUGUGUAACACGGUGGAGCACGGCUGUGAGCACCAGUGUGUGAGCACUCCUGGAUCUUAUUACUGUAUCUGUCCGGAGGGACAACUGCUGCAGGAGGACGGCAAGAGCUGCGGCACCUGCAAGUCUGCCAACAUCGACCUGGUGCUCCUGAUCGACGGCUCCAAGAGCGUCCGCCCGCAAAACUUUGAGCUGGUCAAAAAGUUUGUAAACCAGGUUGUGGACUCCCUGGACGUGUCCACUCAUGGCACCAGAGUUGGUCUGGUCCAGUACUCCAGUCGGGUCAGGACAGAGUUCCCUCUCAACAUGUACCACACUGCUGACGAGAUCAAAGCUGCAGUCAUGAAGGUCGACUACAUGGAGAAGGGUACGAUGACGGGUCUGGCCCUCAAACACAUGGUGGAGAACAGUUUCUCAGAGGCGGAGGGCGCUCGGCCCGCCAGCCGCAACAUCCCCCGCAUCGGACUGGUGUUCACAGACGGACGCUCUCAGGACGACAUCACAGAGUUCGCCAAGAAGGCCAAAGAAGCCGGCAUCACCAUGUACGCAGUCGGUGUUGGAAAAGCUGUGGAGGAUGAACUCCGUGAAAUCGCUUCUGAGCCGGUGGAGAAACAUUUCUAUUACACCACCGACUUCACUGCCAUCAGCACCAUCGCUGAGAACCUCAAACUCAACGUGUGCCCAGAGGAGAGUCAGGGGGAGAUCGAGGUGAAGGAUCCGUGUGCCUGCGAGAGUCUGGUGGAGUUCCAGCAGGCCACCAUGAGCAGCCUGGAGCAGCUCACACAGAAACUGUCCGGCAUGACUGCUCGUCUGGAGCAGCUGGAGAACCAGCUUCUCUCCAGGAAGUGAUCUGGUAAUAAGUGAGCCAACAGGGCACCACAGAGGAAGAAGGAGGAGGAGGAGGAAGAGGAGGAGGAGGGCA